AUGCGCUGGUCCAGCGUCAUUGUGGCCCUGGGAUCCAUUGCCAUUGCCACUGCCACCAGUGUCACUGCAGCUCCAUUGCCUGAGCUUCCGAGAUCAAACUCCACCCUGAACUUGACAUGUUUUGGUUGGCGCUUGAAACACCCAGAACUGAUCCUGUCAAGUUCAGGGGCCUACUUGCACGGCCUGCCUAUCAAUGAGAGUCAGCUGCAAAGCAUAAGACAUGUCACUGCAGAUCUGGUGGUGGUGGAUGACGUGACGCUGCAGCACCUGGGUCAGCUCAGCAACCUGCGGACGGUAGGUGGGAAUGUGGAGAUUCGCUACAAUUUGAAAUUGACCGACAUCUCGGGUCUUUCCAACCUCGAGGUAAUUGGAGGAUCUCUGAAUAUCCUCUUCAAUCACCAGCUCAGCGACUUACCUGGCUUCACCAAGCUAAAGGUCAUCGGAAAUUCCUUGCGGAUCACGCACAAUCACAAGCUUACGAGCAUCACAGGCUUCCCUGCUUUGGUGCGCAUUGGCCGAGAUUUUGGCCUCCGGGGCAACAGCCAGUUGCUGGUUGCACCCGAAAUGCCAAGUCUCCGGGCCAUUGAUGGCAACGUGGAGGUGAUCUUCAAUCCAGCCAUGCAUUCAGUGGACAACAUGGUCAUGGCUUUGGAAACGCUCCAGGGGAGGUUCAUGAUCAAGGACAACGACAAUCUGACAAACAUCACCAUACUGCCAAACAUCUCCAAGAUAGGCAACGCCUUUGAGUUGAGCUUCAAUGAUGGUAUCACCGAGGUGCAUGGUCUACCCAAGCUGGAUCAGCUCGGGGGGUUGACUAUCAAGAGCAAUCCUUCACUGCGGGUCGUGGGUGGCUUUGAGUAUUUACAGGUUCUGGAAUCAGCAAAUCGAGUUCCAGGAGCCUUUGAGGUGAUGUUUAACGGCGCCCUGGAAGACUUCCGUGUGCCUCAUUUGGUCAGCGUGGGCGACCUCACGGUGAUUGACAACGACCAGCUGCCAAUCGCACACUUCCCGCGGCUGCGCUCAGUGGCGGGUGACGUGCAGGUGUCCUACAAUGCGAAGCUGAGGAGUUUCAGUAGUCCAGGUGCCUCUUCGGUCGCGAGCCUAUCGGUUUUGGCCAACUUUGAGUUGACCCAGGUGACCAUGACGAAUUUGACGCGGGUGAAGGGUCCGAUGGCCAUCUCCUUCAACAAAGCCUUAGAGACGUUGUCGGACUUCGAUUCGCUGCAGCAGGUGUUGAACAACCUGGAGAUCAAGGGCAACCAACGGCUGAAGGAUGUUAGCACCUUCCAAAACUUGCAGUUGAUUGGUGGGAGCUUCCUUGUAGAGAAUAACACGUCCUUGGAGGAUAUGAGUGGCCUCUCUCAGGACUUGACAGUCGCAGGCAACAUGGAGAUAUCGAACAACGACAAGCUGCUGAAACUCAGCAGCCUUGAAACUCUACCAGUGGUAAGGGGCUUUGCAGUCCUUAGCAUCAACUGCACAGGGAACUCCGUGCGCCCGCCCGACAUUCCGGAGUGCGUGAGCUGCGCGUCCUGGGAGGUGCCAAAUUUGGAUCGUACCAGCUGCAAGCCCAACUACAUCUUCGUGCUGGUGGUCGGUUUCAUCUAUUUGUUGGCUUUCUGCCUUUCGGUGGCCCUCUGCAUGACCCUGAGGAAUGUCAUGGUUGUGGACGCCAUCAUCAUCUCAUUGAGUGGCUGUGUCCUCCUUCGUACCACUGAAAGGCAUUAUUUACUUCGUGGCUUCUGGGGAAGGCAUUUUCCAUUGUGGAUCCAGGGUACAGGCUGUGAUUUCCUGGACCGCGCGAAGAAACCCAUUCGUGCCAGAGCGGUAGGUGACAUCGAGUUGGAACUGCUGGUCCGCAUGGAUAAGAACGUUAGCGCACGCAGGACGCUGAGUUCGCUACCUCUGUCGGAGGUCUCCUUGCAACCGACCAUGGAUUCUGCGAUGGACUUCACCAAGACGGAUGGCUCCUGCAUGGUGAGUUGCCAGGGCUUUGCCGUGGUCAAAAGCCCAUGGGAGUUGCUCUCCGCCGGCCUGGGCCUUCCAUGUUUGGUAUGGGCGUUUAUCCUCGUUGUGGCCAUGUCUGCGAUGAUCUACUUAGGGGACUCCUCUGACAUCCCAGUACCGGACCUCCUUUUGAGCGCCCUCCAAAGCUUCGCGUGCGGCGCCCUGGCGGCGCUGCUGCUGCGUCUGCUGGCGGUGCUGCGGCGCCGCAGGCAGCGCAUGCAGCGCAGCUGGCAGCUGAGAGAACUGCAGCUGAUGGCGGAACUGGAGAAGGCCUCCUGGGAUGGCGAUGAGAAGGAGAUUGGUCGAGUCCAGAAGGAGUUGGCCAAGCGAGCUUGGACACAGCAGCGGCUGAACAGCCACAUGCAAGAACUGCAGUGCAGACAAAGUCAGGAGGCGGGCGUGAGUGUGGCAUACAUUUUGUCCAUGGAAUUUCUGCAGCUUUCGCAGAGCAGAAGUGGCAAAGAUGAUCCGAACUUCUAUGACUUAAAGGACGCCUUUCUCCUGCAGGGCCCAGAUCCCAUCGGCCGCGAGGAGUUUUGCCCACGGGACGGCCGGCCGGGCUGUGCCAUGGUGGACGUCCUGGAACGUGUGCAUCGAAGACAGUGUACCCACUUCCUUUCAUGGGCAUGGUGUUAUUCCGUGAGCCUGGUCCGAAGUGCCAUGCGCUCCUGGAUGGAUCAGAGCAAGUUGAUGCCAUCCAGUACAUUCCUGUACAUGUGUUUCUUUGUGAAUAACCAGUACCGGAUUCUCUUGGAUCAGCAGGGCGCUGGCAGCCGUGACUUCAGUCUGGGCGAGGUCUUCGAAGAAAAUCUGCAGAGAGUUGGUCGCAUGGUGGCCCUAUUGGACCACUGGGAUCAACCUGCCUAUCUUUCCAGGAUUUGGACCAUCUUUGAGCAGUACUCUGCCGUGGUCUUGGAGAUUGAGGUGACCUUCAUCUUGCCCCAAGCUGCUGGGGAAAGCCUCCUCCGUGAGAUCCGCAAGGGUGAGGAGGGCAUCCUCACAGUGCGGGAGUCCUUGUGCAACGUGGACGCAGAGACGGCCAGUGCUUGGUGUUUGGAGGACGAGCAACACGUGAAGCGUAUCAUCGAAAAAUCCAUAGGUUUUGAGAAGGUCAAUGAGAAGGUCCAGGAAUUGAUGAUCGCCUGGGUGGCCACAAUGGUGAAGGACUACUUGGGUGGUUUGGUGGUGCUGGGCAGCCGGCGCUUGCAACGCCUUCGGGCUUCUUCCUUGCUGAGCCUAGGAGCCACUGAUUGGACCCACAAGUUGAGCAGUCGUACGGAGGUUUCAGUCGGCACAAUGCAGACGGUCCGAGUCAAACAAACUGACUCAAUUUGGUCACAGUGCAGCCACUGCAUGCAUGAAGAGUCCACGACCAGGGCGCAAUUUUGA
Messenger RNA from Cladocopium goreaui, 3396 nucleotides. The record is from the annotation of a GenBank genome assembly. NCBI's taxonomy places the organism in Eukaryota, Dinophyceae, Suessiales, Symbiodiniaceae.